AUUAUAUAAGAUGGAGAUGAAAGAGUUGGUGUUUGUGGUUGUGAUAUGCUUAUCAUCAUUUGUGGCGUGUUUGGGCGACACGAACCCAUCAUCAGAGGCAUUAUUAUUGCGAGCACCACCAAAACGUCAGCCAGGCUUUAAGUAUUUCUUGCUUGCCUUGCAAUGGCCUAACCAAUAUUGCAGCACCACACGCUGCAACCCCCCCAUCCCCACCCAAGAUUUCACCAUCCAUGGACUUUGGCCCCAGGCCAAAGAUGGUGCAGUGAACUGCAAAACAAAAGAAGUGCUCACCGACGAAACCCUUGAAGAGUUGAGGGAUAAUUACGAGCUGCUCACAUACUGGCCUGAUCUAAAGAAUGCAGAAGACUUUGAAAGCAGCAAGAAAUUUUGGAGAGACGAGUGGAAAAAGCACGGAACCUGUUCUGCAAACAAGUUCAAGGCAUUAGACUACUUCCAAAAAAGUAUUUAUCUGGCCAAAAUGUACUCGGACAAAAUCUCCCAGGCUCUGAAAGACAGAGGUGUGAAAGCAGAUGGAGGUAGUUAUCGGCAGUUGGAUAUACUUCACGCCGUCGUAGAAGCUACCGGUUCUGUUCCCUCACUAAGCCUCACCGAUACUGGCAGUGGUAAAUCUCUGGCUGAGAUUCGUCUGUGUGUGAAAGACGACGCCCUUACACUCUGCGACAAUACAUUUAUCAAAUUUGCUGGUCCUCCUGCUGUUUCACCUCCACCUCGCUCUACCGGGUGGGUGUCUUAUGCCUUGGAGCAGUAG
Neltuma alba is the source of this 769-nucleotide messenger RNA. Its product is annotated as ribonuclease 1-like. The transcript is spliced from 4 exons. Gene Ontology annotation, cellular component: extracellular region. The record is from RefSeq and is a predicted model, not a curated record. NCBI's taxonomy places the organism in Eukaryota, Viridiplantae, Streptophyta, Magnoliopsida, Fabales, Fabaceae. Gene Ontology annotation, biological process: RNA catabolic process. Bases 11 to 769 code for a protein of 252 amino acids. Gene Ontology annotation, molecular function: ribonuclease T2 activity; RNA binding.